This is a messenger RNA of Neomonachus schauinslandi (Hawaiian monk seal), 529 nucleotides long. RefSeq names its product histo-blood group ABO system transferase 2-like. The annotation marks the transcript as partial. NCBI's taxonomy places the organism in Eukaryota, Metazoa, Chordata, Mammalia, Carnivora, Phocidae. Gene Ontology annotation, biological process: carbohydrate metabolic process. The transcript is spliced from 2 exons. Gene Ontology annotation, molecular function: glycoprotein-fucosylgalactoside alpha-N-acetylgalactosaminyltransferase activity. Gene Ontology annotation, cellular component: vesicle; membrane; Golgi apparatus. The record is from RefSeq and is a predicted model, not a curated record.
AAUAAUUCCACACUUCCUCCGUGAGGUGGACUACCUGGUAUGCACAGAAGUGGACAUGAAGUUCCGCGACCACGUGAGUAUGGAGAUCCUGUCCCCCCUCUUCGGCACCCUGCACCCCGGUUUCUACCAGGCAGCCCGCAAGGACUUCAGCUACGAGCAUUGGCCACAGUCCCAGGCACACAUCCCCAGGGACAAGGGCGACUUUUACUACAUGAGGACCUUUUUUGGGGGGUCGGUGGUAGAGGUUCACCGACUGACCUUGGCCUGUCACCAGGCAAUGGGGGUCAACCUGGCCACUGGGAUUGAGGCUGUGUGGCACAAUGAGAGCCACCUGAACAGGUACUUGCUGGACCAUAAGCCCAUUAAGGUGCUGUCCCCAGAGGACCCGUGGGUCCCUCAGCUGCUGGGCUGGCGCCCCAUCAUGAAGAAGCUGAGAUUCAUGGCUGUGCCCAAGAAUCACCAGGACAUCAGCAAUGGUUAUUGCUUGAGGGGUCGUUUUGCUGCCUGCCGGGUCUUUCACUUGAGUUAA